Messenger RNA from Coregonus clupeaformis (lake whitefish), 1050 nucleotides. Its product is annotated as troponin I, slow skeletal muscle-like. Lineage: Eukaryota; Metazoa; Chordata; Actinopteri; Salmoniformes; Salmonidae. The transcript is spliced from 8 exons. Gene Ontology annotation, biological process: muscle contraction. The record is from RefSeq and is a predicted model, not a curated record. Gene Ontology annotation, cellular component: troponin complex. The coding region runs from base 135 to 671 and encodes 178 amino acids.
UCACAUGAGGCAGCAGAAGCCAUAAAUCAAUCAUUCAAAAUCAUAAACCGCUUUUUCCUGCACGACAUCACUACUACACUUUCACUCUCUGAUUGGCUUCUCUUUUAAAGCAGUGCUCAUAAACCAGAACAGCCAUGUCUGAGGGACCGAAAAAGACAAAGUACUCAGCGACCCGCAGGUUACUGCUGAAGCAAAAACUACUGAAGAAAGCUGGGGUCUUGCUGGUCCAGGAGCAAAGCAACAAGGUGACAGAGAGGGAGAGCACCUUGAAUGAGAGAGUACCACCGCUGAAACUCUCCGGCCUAUCUGUGCAGGAGCUUCAGGAGAUCUGUAAGGAACUGCACAGGAAAUGUGACACAGUGGAUGAGGCACGAUACGAUAUCGAAGCAAAAGUGCUCAAGAAUGAGAAAGAGCUCGCGGACCUGAAUGCAAAGAUCAACGAGCUGAAGGGGGGAAAGCGACCUAACCUCAAGAGGGUCAAGAAGUCUGCCGACGCUAUGCUGGGGGCUCUGACUGAAGCCAAACUCAGCUCCAAGGCAGACUUCAAGUCCAACCUGAAGACAGUCAAGAAGGACAAGAAGGAAGAGGAGAAAGCGGACCCGGGUGACUGGCGUAAGAAUGUGGAGUCCAUGUCUGGAAUGGAGGGCAGGAAGAAGCUUUUCAAUAGCUAAAACAGUUGAAAUACACUGGCUCUGUGGAGAUAUGUGGCUGCAUUACCUGUUUGUUUACUAAUUCAAAUUUAGGAUUUUCAUGAAAAUAUAUUUUUGCAGUGAGAUUGUGUGUUUUGGAGGAUAGUAUGAAGUGAGGUAUUUUACACUAAAGACUGUGAGAAAUAUAAAGACCGUGGGAACUAAUCAAUAUUUUUAUUAAAAACGAUUUAGUGUGGGCUACUUUAGAUAAUAAUUUUUUGAUUUCAUGUUUGAUUUAGAUUCCUAUAAAAAGAAGAUAGUACAAUGUGGAACAACCUAAUAUACUCAUCAUAUUAGUUCACUUUGUAAAUAUUCAAUUCCAGUUUGUUAUUAAAACACCAAUUAUUCUGUUUUGAAUUAA